AUGUUUUUGAAUCCAUCUGAGGUUUUGGAAGAGUCGAAGGUAGUGGUUUAUCCGGUGUUCAUUUCGUAUGUGCAGAGAAGUGGUUUGGUGGAGGAACAUGCUCCCAUCAAAACAACUAUUGAGGCACUUGAUGAUCUUUGGAAUCGGUUUCAGGAGGAGGAGAGUAAGAUAGCGACUUAUUUGGCGGCGGAAGGUAUUUAUGAGCCGGAGCAGGCUUAUGUGGAGCAGGAGAAGAUUAUGCCGGUGGUGCGGGCGUUGCAGAAGAUAACUGAGCUGAUUAAGGAGCAUAUUCGGUCUUUGGGGGCAUCGAUUGCUCAGAAGAUAGCGAUGGUGGAGGAGUCGGUUUUGGCGCGGCGGUAUGCUGAGUUUGUGAAGAUGCAUAAUACGUUGUACAAUACGGCGUUUUCGGUUUUGUCGGUGGCUCGGAAUGUCUUAUCGGUCGACUUGAUGAUGAAGAUAGGGAAGAUUGAAGGGAAUCUUUAUUCGGCCUUGACUUUAUGUGAAAAGGUAGCACGGAGUAAGAAAGAGUUGGAACAGAAAUGGCUGCCUUUUGAUCGGCUGGCCUUAUUGAAGUCGCUUUAUUCGCACUCUUACUUUAGUUUGGCGGAGUACUUGCUCUCUUAUCGGAAUGUUGCUGGGACAAUUAGUGACCAGACGAAGAUCUUGGAAAUGUUGGAGAUGGCUUUGGCGGAAGGAGGUGUGCUUUUGCGGACUUUGGAGGUGGAUUUAGGAGUUGGGACAACUUUUCAUGAUAGUAUUGUGGCUUAUCAGACUUAUAAUUUGGAGACACAGAUUCUUCACCAUGAGCGAUCGAUUUCUCUGCGGCGGAAAGCAAUUGAUAAGUGUUUGAUGGAGCAUACGAGUAUUAUGGGGGAGAUAGACAACUUAAAUUGGAAAGUGGGUAAAGAGGCUAAGAAUAUUGUUAAUAUGGAGAAGUCAUUGCUGACUAAUAAAGGGGACGUUUCAAUCAAACGAUUGUUCUUCCUCUUUGAAGAUCUGCAGAAGAACAUCAAGAAGAUUGAGAACACAUUAGUGAUGUAUACCAAACUGGUUGGGACGAGUAAGAGAGCUCCAAUUUCUGAUACUAGGCUGUUUUCUAUUAAGUCGUUGGAUUUCAAGUAUUUGAUUGUGGAGGGAGAUAUUUUAGGGUUGAAGGCCGAUCUAUACAGUUUGCACCAAGCAACUAAGGAGAUUUACUCCAGCCAUACCUGCAGCAGGACUCUUUUCAUUUCGGAGUCACCGGAAUAA
Nematocida homosporus is the source of this 1248-nucleotide messenger RNA. RefSeq lists its product as uncharacterized. NCBI's taxonomy places the organism in Eukaryota, Fungi, Microsporidia. Bases 1 to 1248 code for a protein of 415 amino acids. The record is from RefSeq and is a predicted model, not a curated record. The transcript has a single exon.